GGGAUCAUGAAUGAGUCAUGCUGUAGGCCUAUAUCUGCUGAUACUUUACGGAUACAGCACUAGACAUAAUGAUGUGUGCCUGAAUGAAGAAGUGAAGGAAAAGUGUUUCAAAAUGUUUCCCAAAACUAGCCUAUAUUUUCGGCAGACUGGUAUUGUCGUCAGAGGUUGUCUCUUCAGGUUUGAAUUCCUUUAGCUGCAUAAUCCAAGCAUUAAAUCUUGGCCUCAGUCCUGUCGCAGCCAGGGGUAACAUUUGAGGUGAACCAGAGCAGGACACACAAUGAAGAGCUUCUCCAUUCUUACUUUAACUAACCCCCUUAGUCUAGUCAGUCUUUCAUUCAGGCAGUAGUCUACUAUGCAUAAGGUUUUAUCUUAAAGCCCUCUGUACGUUUCUGGAUAUAGCUCAUAUUUUAAACUUUAGGAACUGGCACACACAAACUACUCGAAUUACCCCUGACACCUGUUAACGCCCACCGCGCCACCACCACAACGCACAACUCCCCCAUCGUUGUGAUUGUAGACUGCUGCUGCGCGCGCGCACACACACAUACACACACACACACACACACACACACACACUUCCCAGUCAUAACUGAAUGACGGCAGGUCGCUAUGGAAACUGCGUUACACUCCGGGCGGCCGGAGGAGAAAACAAGAGCGCGAGGACUCUUUUCGGUCUUCAUUUCAGCACCACGCGCCUCCCGGACAGCGCCCGAAUGAACUCGCGCACAGAUUCUAGCCUCUUACGCCUUAUAAGGGACAGAGUCGCAUCACCACAGGGACUUGAGAAGAAAAACCAACCCACGCACAACAGGACCUGACUGUCGGUAGAGAGGCUACUCAAGGUUUGAUUUCGCUGUUAAGCCAGGAGCAUCUCGCUCCCGCAAAUACCACAGCAACAGUGCAGCAGCAUGUCUGAAACCAAACCCAACCAGCGGUUCUACAGCCUGAAUGCUGAACAGGUGGAAGUUCUCCAUCAGGUUCUGUCUGAAGUGGUUCCAAUCCACGGACGUGGGAACUUUCCCACUUUGGAGCUGCGUCCUCGAGACAUCAUUAUAGCUGUGCGGGCCAGGCUGCAGAAGCAGGGAAUCAUAGUAAGAGAUGUUCGUCUGAACGGCUCCACGGCCAGUCACGUCCUCGUUCGCGACAACGGAACAGGCUACAAGGACCUGGACAUCAUUUUUGGAGUGGAACUGCCCAGCCAGGAGGAGUUCCAGGUGAUCAAAGAGUCAGUGCUGGGCUGCUUGCUGGACUGCCUGCCUGCUGGGGUCAACAGGGAGCGGAUCAGCUGCUCUACAAUGAAGGAGGCCUACGUCCAGAAAAUGGUCAAGGUCUUCAAUGAACACGACCGCUGGAGCCUCAUCUCCCUCUCUAACAACAGUGGCAAAAACCUUGAGCUCAAAUUUGUGAGCACGCUGAGGAGGCAGUUUGAGUUCAGUGUUGACUCCUUCCAGAUCAUUCUCGACCGUCUCCUGGAGUCCUACAUGCAGCAGGAGUCACAGCACAAAAAUAAUACUGUUGAUGUUAAGGAGCAGCCCACAGAGGAUCCGAAUCAAGGCUCUCCCUCUCUGCUCAAACAGGCCGCUGCUCCAGAAACAGAAAGCUCCAGUGAGAAAGACUUAUCCAGCAAAGAGGAGGCUCCGAUCGGACGGACACAGCAGAGAGAUGAGGUGCACGAAAAGGAGUCGCAAACAGACCUCCCACAACAAACUGAACAUUUAAAUCAGACAAAACACUCCAUAGUGGAAACAGACAGCAAAGAGAAAACCCUGUUGGAGCUGAAAGAAGUGUCAGAACAUAGUGAAAACUUCACUGAGUCUGAUUUCUCUGACCAGACACAUCUAAACCUUUGUUCAGGAAAGAAACAAACCACUGAGAAAGCUGAUUCGCCUACUCAGAGUGAACUCAGGCAUGAAUCAGAGAUCCUGGACCAGACCAACUGCUCAGUGAAGGUAGAUCAGCCAGAGCAAACCCAGCCCUCAGACGGCCAACAACCAGCACAUUCAAAUCAGAAUGAACUGUCGAACCAUGCAAAGCCCCCUGAUGAACAGAAAGAUCUCACAGAGCAGAUGGUGCAGUCCGAGUCUCCAAAAACCUCAAACAAAACCCAGGCAGUGUCUCUAAAUCUGGCAGAAGAACUGCACAAUACAGAGCACUCUGAUAAAACAGACUUUUGUGAGGAUAAGAGAAGCAGUGAAAAAGAUGAAAUGCGACAUGUGUCAGCUCUGGACUCUAGCACUUACUCAGAGACACAAGCAGCAGCUGAAAGAAAAGUAGAAACAGAGACAGGGGAGCAGAUACAAGCAGAGAGGAAAAGCGACACAGAAAUAGGUGAAAUGACAGAAGAGAUUUUAGCGUCAGGAGCAAAAGACACAGAAAACACACAGGGUAUUGAUUGUUCCUGUUCCACCUCUUCCGAAUCUCUCACACUUGACUACACACAGCUUCCUGGCACACAGGAUACACUGGAGAGUCACAGCACACCGCCCACAGAUAACUCAGAAACAUCACCUAAUACACUUGAUGCUGUCAGUCCUCCAGAUACUCAGGAUACUUUACCUGCACCGCCCAGCCUUUUUUUUGACAAAAAGACCUUGUCUUCUCCCUCUUGUAAGGCCUCAGAGAGACUUUGUCACAUGGUGGUGCUCAAACACUCCUCUCCCAAACCCCCUCGCCGGAUGUGCAGGAAGGUUACCCCCAACCCUUGCCCCAGUCCAGUCUCUGAAAGCGAACCUGUCAGUGUGCCCUGUCCCAGCCCUGAACCCGAGAUAGCCUUUAACCCAAAGCCAGCAGCACCCUGUUCAGACCAUACAACUACCCCAACAACCAUUAUUCUAACAGCAAGUCCUGGGCCUGAACUCAAUCCUUCUAGUAACCUAGAUUCAAACCAAGACCUUACCUCAGCUCCUGAUCCAGCCCCUGACAUAAUCGCCACCUCUACUGUGGAUCCAAUGUCCCCAUUACCUCAAGAGGCAUCAUCCUCUCAGCUAAUCACAGAGGGCUUAUGUGGAACAAGUGAUCAGAGCAUAAACAAGAUGCCCGCUGCAUUUGUGGCUUUUGAUGAGAAAGAUCAGUCCUCAUCUGGGGAAUCUGACUCAGCACCAAAACAGUCUGACCCUCCUGACUCACCGGACACAUUAAUUGCACACAGUGAUACACCCGACUCAAACACCCAAGAACCAGUACAUACCUCGGUGAUGAAGCUCAGUGAUGAAGCUGAAAAAAUGGACUUGAAUCAGCCAAACAGCAGCCCACAAGAGACCACCCUUACUUCACUCUCCUCUUCCCACGGUGUUACCCCUCCCGUUUCGUGUCUCACCCCUCCUGUACUCAGUCUUCCCCCUGCAUGCUUCAUUCCCUCACCCCCCAGUCUCAGCCCUCCCCUGUGUCUGACCCCUCCCUCUCACUGUCUGUCAUCAUCAACGCUGAACACUGUCAGCCCCACUACCAGCUUUAGCUCUCCGACCCUGAGUUUCAGCCCUACCUCAUCUUGCCUCAGCUCCCCUCCUUACCUCACCCCUCCUAUGCUUAGCCUCAGCCCUCCUCCACUCUGUCUUACCCCUCCUUCUCCCUGCCUCAGCCCUCCCCUCCUCUGCCUCACUACGCCAGUGGAGUCAGAGGAACUUGUACCUCAGGUAUCUUCAGACAUGGAGCCUUUGAUUCUAAAUGCAGACAAUGAGGAACUGAUUAAAGAGUCCUCCGCUCAGCCAGGAGUUCCUCUUCAACAGUUGGAGGAUAAACCGGAACAAGAUUAUAUCUCACUGUUGCCACGAGUUGCAGAGCCUGUCUCUUUUCCAAUCACAAUCCCCAGCUCCACCUCGCAUGUGCUGCCUCACUCUCAAUCUGGAGGCCCAGGGGAAUCUGCUCUUCCAAGUGCAGAUAAGGCAUCCAGCUGUCUGCCUGAGAACAAAGAGGCCCCUAAGGUAACAGCAGACAUACCCGAGCAGAGCAGUGCUCGUCAGGAAUCUGGUUCCAUCCCUGAUGUCGAGGUGCUGGCAGAGAGCAUGUAUGGUGACUUUGAGGCGGCCAUGGACCACCUGCGCUACCGCCUAAUUGCGACCAGAAACCCAGAGGAGAUUCGAGGUGGUGGCUUGUUGAAAUACAGCAAUCUGUUGGUCAGGGACUACCGACCGGCCAGUGAGACACAGAUAAAGACACUGGAGCGCUACAUGUGCUCGCGCUUUUUUAUUGAUUUCCCUGAUGUGCAAGAGCAGCAGAGGAAGAUCCUGUCCUACUUGAAGAACCACUUCAUAGGUGAGGAGAGAAGCAAGUAUCAGUACCUGAUGACUCUGCGUCGCGUGGUAGAUGACAGCACGGUAUGUCUGAUGGGACAUGAGCGGCGUCAGACGCUGAACAUGAUCACAGUGCUGGCGCUGAAAGUUUUAGGAGAGCAGAAUAUCAUCCCCAACACAGACCAUGUGACGUGCUUCUACCAGCCUGCCCCGUACCUUGCCGAGCACAGUGCUCCCUAUCUAGCAGAACCCAGCUACUGCAGCUACUACAUACCCCAAGGGGGAUCAACUCUGCUUUACCAACCUUACCCCUUACAGCUGCAUACACAGACUGGACUCGUGUAAACCAGAGAAAUACACACAUAGUUACACAAAACACACAGUUGUUGAAGUGGAAGGUGCUUGACAUGAAGAAAGAGCUGGAGAGUGGAAAUAUAAACCAGGGAUAAAAUUGUUUGGUCUAUAAUAGACUUACGGGGCAGUGGUUGAGUGGGUUUUUACUGUAAACUCCUUGAUUACUCUGUAAGGUCCUAACAUGAUUUCAUGUAAUUAUCUGGGCUUUGUGGGAAAAUAAUAAUUCUUCCGAUGUUGUUCAAAUUCCAGAAAAUGCUGUAUGCACUGCAUGAGUCAUAGCCCUUUGGUCUCCCUGGGAAACCAACCGUGCUGCUGACAUUCACACACAUACAUGGACACACACACACACACACACACACACACACUUCCACUUUUUGUACACUCAUGAUCUUACUGUGUUGUUCUUAAUGGGUUUGUUCAGAAUGUGGACCUUGCCUGUGGUUGAUAUCAUGCAUGGAUAAUUAGGACUGUUCUCUCACUGCCAAAUACUGUGUGACUACUAUGCUUCUUUACCAGUUUAACUUUGUUAUUCCUUUACUGAAGGGGUGUGUUCUAAAAAAAAAGACAGAAGGACAAGUCUGCCAGUGUGUACAGUAUUUUCAUCAAAACACACAUGCAUGCACAACACAUACAGACAUGUACAUACAAUUAAAGACACAUACAGUAUACUGUAUGCACAUAAAGUUAGGCAAUGCAUGAGUAGCUAAAUAUUUAGAUAACGUCCUGAAAUCAUAGCAAAGGCUUUUAAUUUAAUAAAAAUGUAUCUAUUUUUGCAAGACUUUCCAAGAUAAUUCUCAGUGGUAAACAGACUGAUUAGCUCCUCCUGAAAAAUGCCAACAACAAUGCCUUUGCAAGUGACUGUACAGCAUAUUGAUUACAGUACAUUGUGUGCUAAUACACUGCAUUGCUUUCAGGUAAAUUGUGUUAAGAUGUAGUGCUGGAUUCCUUUUCCUUGUGGAGUCUUUCUGUAAUCAUGUGGGUUACCUUUACCAUCUAGUGUUGAUUUAUUUAAUGCUAACGUUUACUCUAUGGAGGUGGUCAGGUUAUAAGCAUCUUUGGGUUAUCUCAAAACAUGGAAGAUCUGCUAGAUCUGUCUAAACUGGAGGAAUUACAUUUAAACGUGUCAGUCCUCUCAGCACGAAUUAGCAUCCUCUAAACAAGUCUAAAUCCACCUCAAACCUGUUUGAAGUUCAAAGCCGUGCAUCGGCAACUAUGACCAAAGACAGUUUGGUAGGGACAUCAAGUGCCUAAAUGUGAGGCAUCAUUGGCCUGUCUUUAUCUCACUGCUAAUGGGGAGGGACUGGGGCUGGGUUGGGUGUGUGUUCAGUUGUUGACCCCUGUUAUUGCUGCCCAUUUUG
Messenger RNA from Monopterus albus (swamp eel), 5941 nucleotides. RefSeq names its product nuclear receptor corepressor 2-like. The coding region runs from base 909 to 4574 and encodes 1221 amino acids. The record is from RefSeq and is a predicted model, not a curated record. Gene Ontology annotation, molecular function: poly(A) RNA polymerase activity; RNA binding. The transcript is spliced from 3 exons. Lineage: Eukaryota; Metazoa; Chordata; Actinopteri; Synbranchiformes; Synbranchidae. Gene Ontology annotation, biological process: mRNA stabilization.